Paramuricea clavata is the source of this 1505-nucleotide messenger RNA. The record is from the annotation of a GenBank genome assembly. NCBI's taxonomy places the organism in Eukaryota, Metazoa, Cnidaria, Anthozoa, Malacalcyonacea, Plexauridae.
AUGGCUGAAAGCAGCAAAAAUAAGCGAGGAGGAAGAUUUUGUGUUGCUGGGGCACCUAAUCAGCAAAGUUGUAAAAAUACCAGUUUUACACCGGGUAUAACUAUGCAUCAGUUUCCUUCUGAUGCAAGUUUAAGAGAGAAAUGGGUGAAAUUUGUCCAGAGACAUCGACAUGAUUUUCGAGAGCCAAGCAAGUGCGCUUCAUUGUGUUUCACACAUUUCGAAGACUCAUGCUACACAAGACGCUUGGCACCACAGCUUGAAGAAAUGUCCACUGUCAAGUUGAAUAGAGUGUUAAUCAAAGGAUCUAUUCUGACCAGGGAUACAACUGACAUUGCCACUCCAAAUAUACUUUCUCAACGAGGAAAACGGCAGGUACGUACGUGUACAACUUUAUAAUACAAUUUUAAUAGUUCUGUUGUGUACUACAAAAUGGACUAUUACUGUAUUAAAAUAGACAAUACUCUAUGGGGAUAUAUUUGUAGUACAGUAUUUUGUAAUAAUUGUAGUCGAUUGGUCUGUAAAAGUUUUUCUGGCCACCGGCAAGCCAAACUCCUACUAUAUGAGAAAUGUAACUCGGUAUAUAAGAAACAUAUAAAAUACCACAAUAAUGAUUAAAAUUUUCAUUAUUAAAUAUUAUAUAGAUGAGACGCGAAGUAAUGGCUGAAAUUAAUGACAUGCCCGACACUAAACGUGUUAAAACAAGCCUUGGUGAUCCAGCUUUGCCUGUAAGAGAUUCCCACCACCAUUCUGAUUCUGCCAGCAUGUCAACAGCUAUAGAACAUUCAACAACCUCUUGUGAUACCCUUGACUACAUAAAUGAUCAAGAUUUAGUUUCCAAACCAGUGACCUACAUUCAACAAACAACCGAAGCAAGUUCUAAUAUAAUUAAUGAGACAGGCCCACAAAGCAAAGAGACAAGCUGUUGUAACCAUUAUAAGUCUAAGUUGCAGAAUAGUCAGCGAUCCAAUUACUACCGUCUUAAGAGGAGAGUAAGUGAACUAAAGGACUGUGUGAAAGAACUACAAAUAGUAAGUAUACUGACUCAUCAUUCACAAUCAGUCGUUAUUUGAAGAAGAACCUCAUAAGGGAAUAACCUCAUAAUCACAUGAUGGGGAAAUACUGUUAUGUACUCAUGCAGCCUGCAGCCAUGUACCAGUAUAUUGGGAUUUCAUAGGCUCUUUUUUCUAAUGUAGUGUCAGAAUGCCAAGAACAGUGUAAUUAAAAAGCUAAUGACUUUGUUUUAUUUUGUAUAGCAAGUACCUCCUACUGAGUAUGAUAGUGAUAGUGAUGUAUGCAGUGAUGAUGAAGAUGAGUCCUGUUGUGAAAGUGAACCAGCCAACACUGGGAAAGAAAGUGAACAUGAACCAUCAUCAGACUAUUAUGUCUGGCCCAGUUGUGGCAAUGAAUCAAGUGAUGAUGAUGGUGACUGGACACCACACAUUGAAUCUGAAGAUAGUGAAACUAAUGACGAAAUGAAUCAAAAUUCAUUUAGUGACAUGAAGUAA